Lachancea nothofagi CBS 11611 is the source of this 2220-nucleotide messenger RNA. NCBI's taxonomy places the organism in Eukaryota, Fungi, Ascomycota, Saccharomycetes, Saccharomycetales, Saccharomycetaceae. The record is from the annotation of a GenBank genome assembly.
AUGUCCUUUUCGAAUGCUGCCGUAAUUAGAGACGAUGGACCUAAACUUCGAGAAGAGAAACAUUUCGCCGACUUCUAUCCCGAUCUCGACCAACAGGAGCUCUUACCCAUUGUUGCACCGCAUGAAAACAAAGCUUGUGAUGAGACCGAUGGUCAAGAUGGCGAAGGGGAUGGGUGCCGAGCCGAUGAGAGUGUGGGCGCUUGCGUUUCGAUCAGGAAAAAUGCAGACGCAAUUCAUGUGAAACAGAUGAUCUACAACGACAAGGUGACAUUAGAGCCGAUAACUAUCAAGAAAGAUCGCGUGAAAUACAAAAAAUGCAAGAUACGGGUUUCAAACCUCGCGAAAAAUAGUCGUGUUGGUAAGCAAUAUCAAAAGUUUGGCUUCCUAACCGGCACAAGCGCUAGCAAAUUUGACGACUUAACAUCUCCCUACAUCAAGAAAACCGAUUACUAUGCCAUGGCAAAGCAAAACCCACUCGGCCACAUCUCGAGAUACCAGCUGAAUUUCAAGGUUGAGUAUGACAUGGAUGAACAGGACGACUUGUACCUCCGAUAUCUAAAUCAGCUCCGCAUUCCAAAUCAGAAAUACCCACUCACCCACGAAAUGUUUGAGAUAAUUAUGAGUGUUCUUGAAAAUGAAUGGUUCUAUUUGGAGAAAAAAAUUCCACCUAGAAUGCCGACGACUUCUGAUAUUUCGACGAGAGAGACAAGAGCAGCCUGGGCCCAUUUUGAAGCUUAUGCAUCAGACGACGGGACUGGUCACGUUAUUGAUCAGCCGUGUGCUGUAUGUGGAGGAACUGAAUGCGACAAUUCCAACGCCAUUGUUUUUUGUGAUGGUUGUGACGUAGCUGUACAUCAAGAGUGCUACGGCGUUGUUUUCAUUCCAGAAGGCCAGUGGCUUUGUCGCCGGUGCAUGAUAUCGCGAAACAGGAAAAUCAAUUGCCUCUUUUGUCCUAGCCAUACUGGUGCAUUUAAGCAAACCGAUCGAGGAUCCUGGGGUCAUGUUAUAUGCGGAAUCUGGAUCUCAGAGCUUUUUUUCGUCAAUUCUCAUUACAUGGAGCCUAUUGAAGGCAUAGACUUAAUACCGAGAUCAAGGUGGAGACUCACCUGUUACAUUUGCAAACAGAAAGUUGGCGCAUGUAUUCAAUGUUGCAACAAGAAUUGUUUUACAGCGUACCAUGUAACUUGCGCCAAAAGGGCAGGUCUGUGCAUGGAUUUUGGUUCUUGCUCAAUUGUCGAGGCAUCUUCUAAUGCCCCUGGAAUAAAUUUGCAAAGCUUUUGUGACAAGCAUUCUCCCCCGGAAUGGCCAGAUUGUAAGAGUGGGAUACUUAAGACAAGAAAUUAUUUUGCAGCGGUUGCCAGCGACGCUGUCGCUAUAGAAUCAAACAGUGAAAAACGGCCUAACAUCUUGACCAAGGGUCGGUGGACGACAAACCGAGGGACGCCAAUAGCACCGCACCUUUUUGCACACAUAGUUCAGCAGGUACUGGAUUUGUUCAAGAUCGAAAAUAGUUCAAAAGUAUCCACCGAUCUGUGUAAGUAUUGGUCGAUGAAGCGUGAACUAAAGCGAGGAGCCCCGCUUGUUAGAAAAUUUGAUCCCUCGUCACUGGGAGCAUUUACAGUAGAAGAACUAAACCAACGAGUUCAAUUUGCCCAUGUUCUUUCAAAAGAUCUCGAUAGACUGCGAGCAUUGGCUGGUCUUCUCGUAGACAGACAAACCGCAGCACAACUAAGAAACCGGGCGACCGCAAAAGCAUGGGAGCUUUACAACUAUCCUGGGAGAUUCAUACUGCGAGAAGCCGUUAUUAAGAGAUUGAAUAACUUCUCGUCCUAUAGAGCAUUAAUGCAGGAGAAAAAGACACGGGAGGAUCUGUCUAAUCAAAUAAAAAUCUGUCUGGAAGCAGAAAGUGAUGACUAUAUUACUCUUUUCAAGGAAACUAUGACUGAGUUUUUUGCGCGACUGGAAUCAGACGCCGAAACAACACGCAGAAUCCAGGUCGAGGCUCGUAAAUUGCAAACGCACAUCCAUGCACUGCUGGAGACCUUUAAUGGCGCUCAAAUCAACAGUUGUUUGGAGGGAGACUUCACAAUUGAAGAGGGGCAGAUAAAGGCUGUUCCAUGGAAAGGACCUUCGCUGAUGAAACACAGCCAGCUGGAAGAGGUACAGAAGCUUUCACAGGCAGAGAUCCGCAUUUUACGAGGCUUGCUCGGAAACUUUUAG